AUGCCAGCCGUUGCCCGGGAAAAGGAGGAGUCGGAUUCCUCCCCUGAGGAUGAGCAUGAGAACCGUCCUCUCGUUGCCUGGAGCGGGCUCAGCAGGACAACCCCAAUCUUCCUGUUUUUCCCCGAAGCGAUCGUGUCAAAGGAUCGACCCACAUAUUCUGGCGGAGAGCAAUACAACAUGACCUUCAAGAUCGUGCGCACCGAGAGUCGGCUGGUGCGGGGGAUACUGACCAAGCAUGGUUUCCAUGAGGUUCACCCAAAUAGCAAUGAUUUUAAUCUGAUGUGGACGGGAUCCCACCUGAAACCUUACCUACUCCGAAACUUUCAAGAUUUCCAGAAGGUCAACCACUUUCCCAGAUCUUAUGAACUGACCCGCAAAGAUCGUCUUUAUAAAAAUAUCCAGCGAAUGCAGGUGGCCCACGGCUUCCAUAACUUCCACAUAGUUCCGCAGACCUUUGUGCUUCCAUCGGAAUACCAGGAAUUCUGCAGUUGUUACGCCAGGGAUAGGGGACCGUGGAUUAUUAAACCGGUAGCGUCUUCAAGAGGACGAGGCAUUUACUUAGUCAGCAAUCCAAAUCAAAUUUCAGUGGAUGACAACAUAUUGGUGUCCCGCUAUAUUCACAACCCUCUGCUGAUAGAUGAUUUCAAGUUUGAUAUGCGCUUGUAUGUGUUGGUGACGUCAUAUGAUCCCCUCCUCAUCUAUGUGUAUGAGGAAGGCCUCGCCAGAUUUGCCACCGUCAAGUAUGACAGGACGACAAAGAAUAUUAAGAACACCUUCAUGCAUCUCACCAACUACAGCGUGAACAAAAAGAGCAGCAAGUAUGUCAGUUGUGAUGACCCUGAAGUGGAGGACUAUGGGAACAAGUGGAGUAUGAGUGCAGUGUUGCGCUACUUGAGGCAGGAGGGGAAGGACACCACACUGUUGAUGAGACAGGUAGAAGAUGUGAUCAUCAAAGCUGUGCUCAGCGCUCAGAUGCAGAUCGCCACCGCCUGCAAGACCUUCAUUCCUCACGAAACCAACUGCUUCGAACUUUACGGCUUUGAUGUGCUAAUUGACUCCAACCUAAAACCGUGGUUGUUGGAGGUCAACCUAUCCCCAUCCUUGGCCUGCGAUGCUCCCUUGGAUUUGAAGAUAAAGGCUAGCAUGAUUGCAGACAUGCUCUCACUUGUGGGCUUGGUCUGUCAGGACCCCCUGAUGAGAAAGCCUCCCUCUGGGAGAGUCCUCCUGGACCCCGGCCUCAAGCAGUCAGCAGCUCAAAGCACACAGCGGCAGAGGCCCCCGGAAGCCACAGACGGCGAACCGUUGGAGUUUAAAGACAAGGAAGAAGGAGACGGCAUUCUAGGCUUGAGUGCAGAGAAGAUCAAAGUCUUGAGGAGGACAAGGGAGGAGUAUGAGAGGAGAGGAGGUUUCAUCCGAAUAUUCCCCACUGAAGAGACAUGGGAGCUCUAUGGUGGAUAUCUGGAGUCCAAGACAUCGUUGAACUCAAUGUUGGCAAACAGACUUUUCCAUGGAAGGAAUGCGAACGGGAACGCGCAGCUGCAGAUGGCCACGGUCGACGGCUACCACACCGUCCAGUACGAGAGGAAGCUGCCGUCUCUGGAGGCCCGUAAGAGGAGACGGCACCACCUGAGCCAUCGCUCUGCUGCUGGAAAGAAGAAACGGGGGAAGCAAUCCAAGGACUCGCUGAUGGAGAGCAGUGGCCCGGAGGGAGAGGAUUGCAUACGGGAGGAAAGGGGGGAGAUGAAACUGGCGCUGGAGCCAGUCUCGCAUGAGAUUUUGGUAGCGGAGCAAAAAAAACAAGUGGCUUCACCGGCGCAGAAUUCUCACGGCGAGGCCGUGUCCGGCUUUCAAGCGGCGGCGGCGGCGGCGGCGAACCACAACAGUAGGCCGCAUGUCAACCUGCUUCACUUCCUGCAUCAGGGAUGGGACAUUAGUAAAGUGCAAGCCCGGAUGACCUUUUCCUCUUACCUACAGCGGGUUCAACAAAGACUUUUGGCAGAGAGCAAGUUCAAAGGCACUCCGGCUUGGGCAGAGCGAGACCAUGACCAAAUGGAGCUUAUAGUUCGCUUCUUGAGGAGGGCCGCCAGUAACCUCCAACAAGACGUCAAUAUGGUUCUGCCCAGUCACCAGCUCCCGAUUCAAGACCGCAGACGCAUCCUGUCCCACCAACUCGGAGAGUUUAUCCGGUGUUACGAAAAGGAAACUGAGCAUAUCAUGAAAAAAAAGCAGAACACUACAGAGAGGUGCGUCGCCACCAGCGUGUUUCAUGACUACAUCACGGCUGCGAGCGAGAGCGAUCUGGAGGAAGUACUGACAUUCUACACACAGAAAAAUAAAUCGGCCACCGUCUUCCUCGGAACAAAAGUCAGGCGUGUUAAAAAAGACCUUCAUGAAACACACGCCUCUGAAGAGUCGGCUCUGACUGUAGCCAAAGAAGAUUCCAGCUCGUCCUCCGCAGACUGCAAGGUCGCCGAAAGUCAAGCGGCGACGGAGGGAUUCGGCCGCGCCAAAAUCCAUCCGCAGGUCACGGCUUACCAGUGCCGCUCCGGCUUUCCCGCCGUUUCAAACUUCCCGCCUGUUCCUCAACGGAACUGCUCUAUCGCCGCUUCGUCCGUGUCCGGUCAUCGUCCUCCGCCGCUUCCCCCGAAGCCGCCGUCCGGCGCGCAGUUCUGGGCAAAGUCUUACUUCUGCCAGCCCCAAGCGCUCCGCGACGCUCCCGUUUACACCCCUCCCCCCGCGUCGACGCCGGGGCAACCGACCCAGGUUCUCUGGAGAAUCCCGUCUUCCAAAAUGUUCGCGUCGAGCUCCGCGGCAGCUUCUUCCAUCACCGGCGCGCUACACAUCUACAGCCAGAAGCUCUCUAGACCGACAUGCGCGGGCCAAGUUUCCAAAAUGUGCAAUUCCAGUAAGAUGGAAUCAAACGCCGAGGCGGGUUUCAGGGAGUUGAACUCCUUGACUGUCCAGGCCCAGUCCAACCAGCAGGCCUUCAUCUCAGCCCUCCAGAAGCUGGGAGACGGCCAGGUUGCUCGCAUCAAUGCCGGCUCAAGUCAAAUCAACCUUCUGACACAACAUUUGACUAGGUUAAAACUGGCUAGCCAGAUGUUAAGUGAAGAAAGUCCAAAGAUGCGGCCCUCGUCUGCCGAUAUCCAAGGACCUUUUGGGCCGGACCACUCCAAAAUGGACCCUCUUAGAAACAAGAUCCAUCACAACCGGACGGAUGACACAGAGGCUUCUAGUGGAAGACAGAGUCGCAGCAACUUCACUCCCGUGAAGGUGGCCAAUCCUCUCACCGUGAGAGAAAACCAUCCGUCUCAGUUCACCGCCCAGCAAAUGCACCAGCAAAAAAUUCACCCUCUGCGAUUAUUAAGGCAGAACUACUGCGGAUACCAGGAUCAACGUUUAGACGAAACGAGCGCUCCCCACGCUAAGGUUCCCACAAAGUCUUCCGGCGUUCCGGGACCCCCCCGCCACGAUCACAUCCGGACCCGCGAUAGUCCCGCUCUCGCCCCGAAGCCACCCGGCGAGGCCCAAAUUAGGAAACCGGCAGCAACGCGUCCCGUCAAGCAGGCAUCCGCUCCGAGGUCGGCCUUUCAAAGUGUGAAUGGCAGGCAGAAUUCGGUCUACGAGGCCAUCUGUGCUAAGACAGAGACAUUCCGAAGGAAGCCAUGGCUGCUUGAGGACCGCCCGGCCCAUCUCCAGGACUCCCUUGCCCUCUGGAACAUCUCCAGGAUGUCGGCCCCGUGUGUCCCUGUGUUCCUCCUUGCCCGUGCGACCGUGUCGGGGUUGACGACCGCCACGAUGAGCCCGACGCUCUGCUUCUUGAUCGAAGAGCGCGCCAGCACCUUCUGGUCUGAGGAGGAAAUGAGCGAGUGUCGGAUCGUGUCGGGGCGAGGACUCUUUAUCACAAUCGGGCAGACGGAGCGUGUUGCCGACCCGUUCGGCCGCGAGCUACUGAAAUCUGUCUGA
Nerophis lumbriciformis (worm pipefish) is the source of this 3966-nucleotide messenger RNA. The record is from RefSeq and is a predicted model, not a curated record. NCBI's taxonomy places the organism in Eukaryota, Metazoa, Chordata, Actinopteri, Syngnathiformes, Syngnathidae.